CACACACACACAAACACACACACACAGGCUGGGAGGGCGAGGCAGAUUCCACAGUGUUUUUUACAGAAAAGUUAGUUAGUUCGACUGAAGAAUCAUGGUGACAACUGAGACACACCAGAGCCAGGACCUACUGGUCCCCCCCCAGGUCCAGAACCAGGACCAGAACCAGGACCAGGACCAGGACCUGGAACAGGACCGGGACCAGGACUCGCUCUCCUCCCUCCUGGCAGGGUUUGAGCCUGAGAAAAUGAGUCAGGGUCCUGUCAACGCCAUCACCGUCCUCACUCUGCUCGACAAACUGGUCAACAUGUUGGAUGCUGUUCAGGAAAACCAGCACAAGAUGGAGGGGCACCAGGUAGAGAUGGAGGGCGUGGUCAGAGGGAUCCAGGCUGAUAUGACCAAACUGUCAAAGAGUCACAGUCACACAUCAAACACCGUCAGUAAACUCCUGGACAAAAGCCGCAAGCUAUCCGUCACCAUGAAGGAGGUGCGUGACAGGAUGGAGCGUCAGGGUGUCCAAGUGAAGAAACUGGAGGCAAACCAUGCCCACCUGAUCAGCAGGAACAACUUCAAGGUUCUCAUCUUCCAGGAGGAGACAGAGAUCCCCUCCAGUGUUUUUGUGAAGGAUCCUCCACCGUUCCCUCGGGAUGAGAUCCUGGAGGAAGGUGAGGAAUCAGCACCUUGCGUCCACGAUGGCAACCAGCCUCAUGAGGGCGGGCUCCACACCAUUGACCUAUCAUCUGAUGAGGACGUCGGUCUGGAGGCAGAGCUGGAGGAUGAAGAGGCGUGGCCUCAUGACUUAGAGAACAUGGAGAAGUCCAGAGCUGAGAAACUGAAACGAUCCAGUCUUAAGAAGGUGGACAGUCUGAAGAAGGCGUUCUCCAGACAUAACAUUGAGAAGAAGAUGAACAAGAUUGGCACAAAGAUCGUUUCUGUGGAGCAACGAGAGAAAAUCAAACUGAAAACCUCCAACCUGAAAGUUUCACCUUUGACCUUCAGCAUCCGGAAGCCUCGCAGCAGCUCGGACUCUCAGCCUCCUGAUGCCUCCGCUCAGACCGGGGAGCCUGUUACUACCGAGGCCGACGUCCAGCUCUCCCCACUGGGCAGCAGCGACCUCGAGGUCCCCUUCACUGAGGUCCAUGCCCAGUUGGCCCCAGGCGAGCCGGAGCAGGAGAAAGAGGAAGUGAUAGAUGAGGUUAAGGAAGGUGAGGAGGUGGCAGAUGAGUCGGUGGUUUCAGAGGGAGUCAGUCAGGAGUACGCUCUGUCCUCCACACUCCCUCAGGAGGAAAAAAGAGAGGACGAAGAGGUGAAGAAAGAGGAAGAGGAGAAGAAGGAGGAAGAGUGCUGAACACUCGUUAAUAUUUCGUUUUGGACAAAUCCUCUUCCUGUUUUGCUGAGACACAAGUUUAAAUUGAUAGUUACAGUCCAGAAGCUGGUUAGCUUAGCAUAUUGCAAAGAGACUGCCAUGGAAAAGUAGCAUUUCAGCAAAUGACUACAUUUAUUUAAAUAUUGAUUAAUACACAUGACAUAAAGACAAAGACUGUUAACAAAAGGAAACCACAUUAUUAAGGCUCUAAACUGGUGACAAUAGCUGCUUAGCUUAGCAUUAAGAUCGUUAACAGGAGGACUCACUCAGAGGGAAAAACAAGAAGAGGAUUUAUCCAAACCUGAAACAGUUUCUUUAUAUUUUAGAGCACACAUUUGUUUUGUUAUCAAUAUUUUCUUUAUUGAUGGACGUCCAAACACACGUGAUCUGAUCAUGUGACAAUGCCAUCAAUAUUUAAGAGCGUUUUGUUUCUUGGUCAGGUCCUUAAUGAAGUCUGUUCUGACUGAAAACCUGAGAAUGAAACAGUUAUUCUUAUUUUCUGAAACUACAUCUGACUGAUGUAAACACAAUUACUAAUAAUCAGCUGAUCAAUAACAAUAAUAUAACUAAAUUGAGACAGCUGUUUUAAUUUGAGGAUCUGCCAAAGCUCCUCUCACAUUCCUCUCUAGUACCAUUCCCCACAAAACCCAUUCAAGAGUAAGUAGAGUUCCAAGAGUUUCCUCAUGGGUUCUCAAUAUUCGGGAAAAAUACAUAAGUUAAACUUUAGGUUCCUCUGAGGUUCCAUUUAGAACCUUCCACCAUGUUCCCUAAACAGAUUCACUCUGAGGUUCUCAGGUUUUUAGAGGAACGAUUCCUUACAGGGAUAGUUCACAGAAAAAUGUUACUUCCAUCAGUACCUCAUCAUCUGUCAGCCAAGUGUCCAAAAGGCGUGACAUUCAACUCAAAACAGAAUAACUUACACCAGGUGUUCAGUCUAAAUAUCCACUACCAGAAGUAACGACUUCAAUAUGAUCGUCGGGGUUUGUAGACACUUGAUGUCACCACAGGAGCAGCGUGGAGGCAUGUUACGUUUGUUUGGUUGUUUUAGUAAGUCUGAAGAAUCACUCAUCGGUUACUUUAGUUAUAUUGGAUUCUGCUGAAACAAAUUUCAGUUUUGUGGACUCAAACACUUCACCAACCCCCUCCAUCACAGUGCUUAGUAGAUAAUGAGGAACGUAACAUUUUUCACUGAACUCUCACUUUAACAUUCCACUGAUGGAUGGGACAAUGUUCCCCUAAUGUUCCCAUGGAGGGAUCCUAAUGUUUUCCUAACAUUCUCCAAGUGUGCUCCUGAUGUUCUACUAGUGUUCUCUUGAUGUACUCCUGAUGCUCCUUGUUGUUACUUUGAUCUUUCAUAAUAUGUUCUCAUGAUGUUCUGUCUGAAUCAAUUGAUUCUGCUGAUUUCUAUCUGAUUCCGUUGUUGCUCGGUUACCCCUUACUGACAGUAUUCAUAAAAGCGAUGAUUAAAAAAAACGAACAAAAUAAAACUUUUUUCAACUUUAAUAAUCCCUAAACCCUAACCCUAACCCAAAUCGAUCAGUUCGAUCAGUUUUGUUGUUUUCAGGUUAAACGUUAUUUCUUUAACACAAAAAACUGCAGCCAAAGAACAUUUCCUGUUUGUGUAGUUGUACUUGCUGUUCUUGUGUUUCCUGCUCACAAGCUUUACCUGUGGGACUGUUACAGGUGUGAACCUUAGCUGAACUCUGAAUAAAAACAAUAAAAAACAUGAAACCAU
This is a messenger RNA of Platichthys flesus (European flounder), 3101 nucleotides long. It is a transcript of the gene cavin2b, whose product is annotated as caveolae associated protein 2b. Gene Ontology annotation, cellular component: caveola; cytoplasm. The coding region runs from base 95 to 1348 and encodes 417 amino acids. The transcript is spliced from 6 exons. Lineage: Eukaryota; Metazoa; Chordata; Actinopteri; Pleuronectiformes; Pleuronectidae. Gene Ontology annotation, molecular function: protein kinase C binding. The record is from RefSeq and is a predicted model, not a curated record.